This is a messenger RNA of Penicillium odoratum, 858 nucleotides long. RefSeq names its product class I SAM-dependent methyltransferase. The coding region runs from base 1 to 858 and encodes 285 amino acids. The transcript has 4 exons. The record is from RefSeq and is a predicted model, not a curated record. Gene Ontology annotation, molecular function: S-adenosylmethionine-dependent methyltransferase activity. Lineage: Eukaryota; Fungi; Ascomycota; Eurotiomycetes; Eurotiales; Aspergillaceae.
AUGUCAGAUCCUACUUUCACGAACUACACCAAAGACCAGGCACAGAAAAUACUCGCCGACGUGGGCUGCGGCCCUGGAAAUGCCACCAAGCCACUUGCCCUCUCAUUCGACUACGCUAUCGGCCUGGACCCUGGAGUCGAGAUGAUCAACACCGCGCGGGAACUAGUAGGGAAAACAGCAAUUGAUCAGACAAUUACUUAUUGCGUCUCUGGCGCCGAAUCUAUUGCGAAUUCCAUCCGCGAGAACCUGCCGAUUGUCGAAGAAAAUGGGGGAGUUAAUAUGAUCACCGCUGCUAUGGCGGCCCAUUGGUUCGACAUGCCUGGAUUCUGGGCAGAAGCUGCUCGCAUAGUGAAACCGGGUGGCUCGGUUGCUCUCUGGACUCAUUCAUCUUUUUUCUGCCAUCCAUCGACCAAAAAUGCUAAGCAGGUUCAAAAAGCUCUCUUUUACCUCGAAAGGGAAAUUCUCGCUCCCUAUGAGCUUCUGCAGAAUCGUCUUUCUCGUGAUUACUACGAUCAUCUUCCUCUUCCGUGGACCAUCGGCCAUAAGGCUGUUGAAGAAGCAUUUCCGGAAUCGGGAUUUGUCCGAAUGGAAUGGAACCGCAACGGUAUUAUUACUGAUGGGGAUAAAUUUUUUGAUGGCUCAGACGAAACAACCGUGAAUGAGAUCUCGGAGGGUUUACAGACAGCUAGUAUGGUGACUCGUUGGCGAGAUGCUCGUCCGGAUCUGGUGGGGACAGAUCAGGACUGUGUAGCAUUAGCAAUGGCGGAAGUGAGGAAAGCUCUAGGAGUCAGUAGAUAUGAGGAUCCUGCGCUGAAGGUUGGAUGUGCAACUGUGUUGUUACUUUUUAAGCGAGUGUAG